AUGGACAACCAAAUCACGGAGCAGCACAGCAGCAGCGAUUCUCAAGACGACCAACAAUCAGAUGAGUCUAUUCAAAGUGUUGUUCCAACCAUUUCAAUAUCUGAUUUAUCUCAUAAUGCACAUUGCAGCAAGGACAUUCCGAAACCUAUGUCAGAAAAUCAUCGAGAAUCGGAAAUUCAAAUCAAAAAAAGGAUGUCUGAGGUACCCCCGCUAGGACAAUUGAAUGGAUCUCAGCGAUUUAAAUUGCAACAGAACGAGUUGCAUUUAGAUACCCUCAAUCAUACCAAUCAAGAACUUCAUCAAGCACUGGAGAGUUCAAGUCUACCCCCACUCACGUGCGAGGAGUUGAAUGGGUUGGAACGAACUAUCAACGCGGAUUGGAAGGAGAUGCUCGACGUUCAUACGAGUUUAAGCGACGAGUUAAAUCCAACUCAAGAGGACAUCAUCAAGGAGACCUUCCAGAGCGCAACAGUCCUGAAGAGAGAGUGUCUCAGGAUGAUCUUUCGUCUAAAUGGAGAGUUGCAGAGAAAAUCAGCUCAGAGCAACUCAACCUCAUCAAGUCAGUUACAUCAAUUAAAGCGCAUCAGCUUACCUCCAUUCGAUGGGAGGCACUCAGAAUGGAAACAAUUCAGUGACCUGUUUCAGUCAUUGGUAGGAAAGGAUCAAUCCAUCCCGCCAGUGCAGAAGCUGUUUCGACUGAAAGAAGCCCUGAGGGGAACAGCUGCUAGUCUCAUAUCUACGUUCACAGUUACUGACGAUAAUUACGAGAAAGCUUGGGAGAAGCUCGUGAGGAAGUACGAGGAUCCCAGAUUGAUUACUCAAGCUCUAUUCAAUCGAAUCCUCAAUCUUCCGAAAAUCAGCAAGGCAACUGAGGAGAGCCUCAGCUCCAAUUCAGCAGCCGCUCUGGAGACAAUGGACCAGCUUGUAGCCAUGACUGGUCUAUCCAAGGAGCAGCUUAUCGAACAGAUGAUCGUACAUCUACUCAGGAAGUCACUGGACACUGAGACAUUAAGAGCCUGGGAGCUGUAUGUGGGCAGCUCUAAGGAUUUUCCUACCUUGCAAGAAGUCACUAGCUUCGUUGACUCUUGCGGUAGAGGUAUCAACGCUGGCUCUAAGCUACAUGCAAACACAGAGAAAAACCAUCAGAGUACAUCAGCAAUGCAUCAUCGAAAGAAGAGCGCUCUCGUCGUAGCGAGUGCUCAGAAAGAGCCAGGACAAACCCCAAAGGAUUUUUCAAAGGACAACUGUGCCUUCUGCAAGGAGGCACACUUCAUCUCCAGCUGUCCUAAAUUCAUCGAUCUAUCACCUGAGAAGAGGAAUGAGGUGGUGGCCAGCAAAAGGCUGUGUUUCAAUUGUCUUGGACCACAUCUGUUCUCCAAAUGUAAGAGCAGCAAGACUUGUUACACCUGCAAGAGAAGACACCACACCCUCAUUCACGGCGGAAACUCCUACACUGGAAGUGGAGGGGCUGAACGAAGACUUUCCACAGCAGGAGACCAACCAAUCGCCGGACCCUCGCAUAACGGAAUAGCACGAGAAAAUUCAUCAACAUCAAUCAUCAAUGAGAAGAUCAGUGAGCCAACGGAGAAAAUCAUCGAGGAAGGUAUCAACAAUCAGGAAAUCAGCCAGCAGAGCAGUCAUCAUUCUUCAGGAGAUCAUCAGCACGUACUGCUUGCAACAGCACAAGCCAAAGCUUAUUCAGCGAAGGGCUAUUCACUCCUAGCAAGGAUACUAAUCGAUCAAGGCUCAGAGCUAUCAUUCGUCUCUGACUCUUUAGUGCAUCAGCUUCAACUUCAACGGAGGUCAUCAUCAAUAGAAAUAGCAGGAAUAGGAGGAAUCAAUUCAGGUCGCACGAGAGGAGUCGUUUCAAUACUUCUCCAGGCAGUUCAUACCACGCAACAAAUUCAAAUCCACGCACAUAUUUUAAAGAAGUUAACCGCAAGACUGCCAUCGUUCUCGUGUUCGACAACCGGGAUCAACCACUUCCGAGGUCUUCAGCUAGCUGAUCCUGGCUAUCUUACACCUGGUCCAAUAGACAUCAUCAUAGGGGCGGACAUCUACGGGCGGAUCAUCGAAAACAGAGUCGUCAAGCCCAAACAAACUCACCUAGUUGGCCAACAAACGAUUUUCGGCUGGAUAAUAACCGGGCCAAUCGAGAAUCAAGGUUGUUCACCGAGAGUAUCCCUAACGGCCGUAAGGAACUCAUCGAACGAACAACUAUUAGAGCUAUUGCAAAAAUUCUGGACCCAGGAGGAGUUACCAUAUAACUCACAUCAAGAGCUAUCACCAGAGGAAAUCGAGUGCGAAGAAUUCUUUAAACGCACACACUUCAGAGAUAUCAAAGGACGGUACAUAGUGAGACUACCCUUAAGGACAUCAGCAAAAGUGCUAGGAGAAUCGAGAUUCAUUGCCUCAAGGCAACUCCAAUCAGUCACAAGGCGCCUCAAAUCAAACGCGGCCUACGCCAAACUCUACACAGAAUUCAUCGAGGAGUACGAGUCACUUGGACACAUGAAGAAAUCAGCGGAGAGCACAGAACCCGCAAUAGCCUAUUAUCUACCGCAUCAUGGGGUUCUGCGCACAGACGCAAUCACAACAAAGUUAAGAGUUGUGUUCAAUGGAUCAAGUCCAAGUUCAUCGGGGUUGUCGCUGAACGACAUCCUCUACCCUGGUGAAAAACUUCAGGUUGACACAAUGAACGUGCUGACCUGGCUUAGAAGACAUCGGUUCACAUUUGGAACGGACAUCGUGAAGAUGUUCAGACAAAUAGCAGUGCAUGAAGACGAUUGGGAUCUACAAAGGAUUCUGUGGCUUAACGAGAAUCAUGAGCUCAUCAUCUAUAGACUUACCCCAGUAACCUAUGGACUCAAUUGCUCUCCAUGGCUCUCACUUCGAGUCCUUCAACAAUUAGCCGAAGACGAAGGACAUCGCUAUCCAGCCGCAGUCGAGACUCUCACCAAAGGCCGUUAUGUAGAUGACAUUUACGGCGGAGCAGACACAGUACAUCAGCUUAAAGAAAUCGCUUGGCAGCUACAAGGUCUCUGCGAAGCAGGAGGAUUUCCCCUACAGAAGUGGAGCACCAACUGCCCAACGGCACUGGAAGAUUUAGGUUUAUCAACUAAUUCAUCACCUAUCCAAUUCGAGGAGUCUAUUACUAAGGUGCUCGGACUGUGCUGGCACCAAUCGAGUGACACAUUUCGUUACAAAUCCAAGGAAUUCACCUCACAGACCUUUACUAAGAGAUCAGUGCUAUCAGAGAUAGCCCAACUAUUCGAUCCAUUAGGAUUUCUAGCUCCAGUCGUCGUACGAGGCAAGAUGAUCAUCCAGGACUUAUGGAGACUCAAAAUCAAUUGGGAUGAAUCACUUCCUCAGGAGUACGUUCGAAAAUGGAGAAACUUCAGAGAAAAUAUCAAUGAACUAGAGAAGAUAUCUGUACCCAGAUGGCUGAGAAUCUCAUCAAACACAUCUGGCAUCGAGAUUCACGGAUUUGCAGAUGCAUCAACCGUUGCAAUGAGUGCAGUGGUGUAUAUCCGUUGCAAGGAGAUCAACAAACCAGCAUCAGUGACAAUGGUCUGCGCUAAAACAAAGGUGGCGCCUCUCAAACGUAUGACCAUCCCCAGACUCGAGUUAACCGCAGCUGUACUGCUCACUCAGUUAGUGGUCACAACGCAGAAGAUGCUGGAAUUAACAGACGAGAAAAUUCACCUGUGGUCUGAUUCAGCAGUAGCACUGGCUUGGAUCAGGAGCCACUCAUCACGAUGGAAGGACUUCGUUCAAAAUCGAGUAAAUAAAAUUCAGGAGUCACUUCCCACCGCUACCUGGAGGCACAUCAGUGGAAAGGAAAAUCCAGCUGACUGCGCCUCCAGGGGAAUAACAACGAGGGAAUUAUCAGAGCAUAAACUAUGGUGGUCAGGACCCGAGUGGCUAACUCAAGAGAAUGACCACUGGCCAUCAUCACCAAUCGACAUUCCAGAGGAAGCAGCAAUAGAAGCAAGAGCAACUCCAGCUCAUCCAGCAACAGCAAUGCAGGUUAAAGAAAUUGCGGCAAUCCUCAAUAAAUACUCAACACUAGAGAAAGUCCUACAAGUAUCAGCCACAAUAAGUAGGGCAAUCAAGAGAUUUAGAAGAGAAGAGGUCCCCCAGUCACCUGUCCUUACAACUCAAGAGCUCAACGAGGCCAGGAUAUUCUGGGUAAAAUUAACACAAACUCAAUAUUUUGCCUCUGCUUACAGGAUACUUGUGAGAGAUCAACAACUGCCAAAAAAUCAUCCAAUGGCUAAGUUGACGCCAAUAAUCAAUGAAGAGGGCAUCAUCAGACUUGGUGGCCGCCUCAAAAACUCUCUAUUAGACCCUGACGAGAUUCAUCCAGUUAUUCUACCUCGUCAGUCUCGCCUCACCACAUUAAUUAUCGAAGAAGCUCAUCGGAGAACCCUGCAUGGCGGCAUUCAACUAACACUAGCCUACACCCGCCAGAAAUAUUGGAUCAUCGGAGGACGAGGAACGGUACGCGCGUAUAUUUUACGCUGCGCCAUUUGCACCAGGCACCGAGCAAGAAGGGCGCAGCAACAGAUGGGCCAGCUACCAGCCGUAAGAGUAUCUCCGACGAGAGCGUUUCUCCACACGGGAGUGGACUACGCAGGACCCCUUCCCAUCCUCAAAUGGCGACCCACAAACGCUCAACCCUCACGGGUACAUAUUGCAGUAUUUGUGUGUUUUAGUACAUCAGCAGUCCAUUUGGAGUUGGUUACAAGGGAAACGGUAGAGGGAUUCAUCGGAGCCUAUAAGAGAUUCACCGGAAGGAGAGGUAUCCCAAAGGUCAUGUACAGUGACAACGCAACAACGUUCACCGGAACGUCCAAGGUCCUCACCAGGCUCUACAAUCAGCAGACCGAAGAAAAUCAGCGAAUCCAAGCUGCCCUCGCCACGAAUGGGACCCAGUGGAGCUUUUCACCGCCUAGAGCCCCCCAUUUCGGUGGAAAAUGGGAGGCAGCCGUUAAAUCGACGAAGCAUCACCUAAAGAGAGUCCUCGGGCCAUCGACAUACACCUACGAGGAACUCAAUAGCGUCCUGGUUCAGAUAGAAGCCUGUCUGAACUCCAGGCCAAUCACCCCAAUGUCGGAUGACCCAGAGGACCUACAAGCGCUCACCCCAGGACACUUCCUGAUCGGUGAGCCUCUGCAACUAGUUCCAGAGCCAUCACUAGUCAAUGAGAAUCCUAUCAAGCUGCAGAGAUGGAAUCUAGUCACGCAGAAGGUUCAACAAUUCUGGGCCAGGUGGUCCAGAGAAUGCCUUCAAAGAUACCAGGCCAUCUACAAGUGGAAUCAACGGAGAGAAAACAUCAAGGUCGGGGACAUGGUUCUCAUGGUAGAUGAGGACUAUCCACCCGCACAAUGGCCAAUAGCAAGAGUUAUAGCUGUUCAUCCAGGAGCUGACAGUUUAACAAGAGUAGCAACUGUCAGAACAUCAAGAGCAGUCGUUCCAACAAAUCAGAACGGCACACCCAUCAUCGAGAGAGUUAGCAGUACGAGUAUGACGUUCAAGAGACCUAUCGCCAAGCUCUGUCUCUUACCGACGGAUCCACCACCAGCAGAAACUCCUCCAGAAGAUGAGCCAGAGCCAGAGCCAGAGUUAAUCGACGAGUAA
Diachasmimorpha longicaudata is the source of this 5643-nucleotide messenger RNA. RefSeq lists its product as uncharacterized. Gene Ontology annotation, molecular function: nucleic acid binding. Bases 1 to 5643 code for a protein of 1880 amino acids. The record is from RefSeq and is a predicted model, not a curated record. The transcript is spliced from 2 exons. Gene Ontology annotation, biological process: DNA integration. NCBI's taxonomy places the organism in Eukaryota, Metazoa, Arthropoda, Insecta, Hymenoptera, Braconidae.